Molecule: messenger RNA, 633 nt
Organism: Arabidopsis lyrata subsp. lyrata
Lineage: Eukaryota; Viridiplantae; Streptophyta; Magnoliopsida; Brassicales; Brassicaceae
Exons: 5
Coding region: 1-633 (210 amino acids)
Source: RefSeq, a predicted model, not a curated record
AUGCAUCCUUUUAUUCAACCUAAAUGGGCUUUGGCCAUUGGGCCUGUCGCUGAAACACAGUUACAAAAAGGGCCGGCUCAAAUCGGAAAAUCCGCCGCCUUCAUAAGUGGAAAGAGUCAAAAUAGUGGUUCUCAGAAAUCUGUGGCUUCAGAUAAUAGACAAGGUCUUAGGAGGUCUUUUAGUCAAAAUCCAGUCAAAUACCAUGAUGGCUACUCUAGCCAGUCUUCUGCAGUCACAGAUGAUGAAGGAAAGGAUUCCAGCUCUACCAAGCAUGGAACUGAGAGGAUAAUUCGAACAGUAUAUGCCCAAAAUAAGGCAACACCAAAGAAGAGAGAAUCUUUGGGGAACUCCGAAUAUGGUUCCCAGCGGAAAUCCCAUGAUGAUCACCGUGCUGUCUCCACAUUUACGAAUGGUUAUGCAACAAAAUUGCAGGAGUCUGAGGAGCGCAAGCGAGAUUUGCUGGCUGAGAUUAUGUUGGAGGAGGAGCGUGGUAGAGAGCUCUCUAUGAACUUGAAAGAGUUACUUACUGCAAAUCGUUCUGAAGCUGAGGAGAAGCCGUUGCGGACGCGAAAGGUGAGUAUUACAACUCUCAGAACAGCAUAUGUUUCCUCUUCAGGUUGGCUCUUUGCAUGA